AGCAGGGUUAAAAUGGCCACAGCGAUAUACCUGGAGCAUUACCUGGACAGUAUUGAGGGUCUUCCCUUCGAGCUGCAGAGGAAUUUCUCCCUCAUGACCGAUCUGGACAACAGGACUGAAGAGAAGAAAGAGGAGAUUGAUGGUCUGGCGUCUGAAUACAUAGAGAACGUGAGGAACCUGUCGCCCGAGGAACGCGUGCAGCAUCUGAAGAAGAUCGAACUGGCCUAUAGCAAGUGUAAAGAGUUCAGCGAUGACAAAGUGCAGCUCGCCAUGCAGAUAUACGAACUGGUGGAUAAACACAUUCGGCGUCUGGACGCUGAUCUCGCGCGCUUCGAAAACGAGCUGAAGGACAAACUGGACUCGAGUGGCCCCGAGAGCUCCGACGACAAGAAGAGCAAAAAGAAGAAGAACCUGAAGGACAGAAGAGGAGGAAGUGGGAGAGAGAAGAACGGUUCUGAUCACGACUCUCCCAAACACAAAGCACAGAAGAACAGUGAGGUGCUGCUGAAUGUUCACUCGUCUGAUGUACUGGACAUGCCUGUAGACCCCAACGAGCCCACCUACUGUCUGUGUGCUCAGGUCUCCUACGGAGAAAUGAUCGGCUGUGACAACGCUGAUUGUCCCAUCGAGUGGUUUCACUUCACUUGUGUCGGUCUCACGACUAAACCCAAAGGAAAAUGGUUUUGUCCUCGCUGCACACAAGACAUGAAGAAGAAAUGAGGCCUGUGUUAUGGUUCUUGCACUUUAAUCAGAGCUUAUAUUUCACUCAGAGAGACGUUGUGAUUAAUCAACACCGACUUCCAAAAAUAAUUGUGAUUUUUUUUAAUGCAGAUUAUGCACUGUCCUGUUUGAACCAGGAAAUAAUUUUGUUAGAGAUUUUCUCUUUAACUGUGUAUUUUAUGAAUAAAGUUUCUUUAAGA
Messenger RNA from Ictalurus punctatus (channel catfish), 920 nucleotides. RefSeq names its product inhibitor of growth family, member 5b (gene ing5b). Gene Ontology annotation, biological process: regulation of DNA-templated transcription. Gene Ontology annotation, cellular component: nucleus. The record is from RefSeq and is marked provisional. NCBI's taxonomy places the organism in Eukaryota, Metazoa, Chordata, Actinopteri, Siluriformes, Ictaluridae.